Messenger RNA from Nycticebus coucang (slow loris), 1910 nucleotides. RefSeq names its product PSME3-interacting protein-like. Gene Ontology annotation, cellular component: nucleus. The transcript has a single exon. Lineage: Eukaryota; Metazoa; Chordata; Mammalia; Primates; Lorisidae. The record is from RefSeq and is a predicted model, not a curated record. Bases 16 to 381 code for a protein of 121 amino acids.
GUUGAUUGUUCCAUUAUGGAUGGAGGGGAUGACGGUAACCUUGUUAUCAAAAAGAGGUUUGUCUCUCAGGCAGAACUAGAUGAACGGCGCAAAAAGAGGCAAGAAGAAUGGGAGAAAGUUCGAAAACCCGAAGAUCCUGAAGAAUGUCCAGAGGAGGUUUAUGACCCUCCGUCUCUCUAUGAAAGGCUGCAGGAACAGAAAGACAGGAAGCAGCAGGAGUACGAGGAGCAGUUCAAAUUCAAAAACAUGGUGAGAGGCUUAGAUGAAGAUGAGACCAACUUCCUUGAUGAGGUUUCUCGGCAGCAGGAACUAAUAGAAAAGCAACGAAGAGAAGAAGAACUGAAAGAACUGACAGAAUACAGAAUAUCCUUUGUACUUUGAGAGAAGUUGGCAAGGUGUCUUUCCUCAUCGAUAUCUGUGGAUUUCCAUUUCCUCAUUAAUGGAAAGAGGGCUGUCUACCUGGUGAUCUCUAAAGUCUCUUUCAGCACUGGUUUUCUGUGAUUCUGACAAGCUAGCUGGACUUGGGGAGUUUGUAUUGUGUGUGAGGGUUUAUUGCAGUGAAACAUCCGCCUGUGGGAUUAGGCUCUGAGACAAUGCAAAUCAACCUCACGAGGGGACAAAUUGGCUUCUGAGUUUUAAAAGGACAUGUUUAGCAACUUUCCUUUGUCCUUAGUAAGAUCUUCUCCACUGGUGCAGUAUGGCCUGUCCCCAUAGAGGGGCUGAGAAGGCAACAAAGGUGACUUUGCUUGGUUCAGUGUCACCCUUUUGGCAUCUGCUUGAAUGUCUUAAUAGUGACAUCAUGAAUGUAAGUUGGCUGAAUCAGAAUUCUCAAUUCCAUGCCAUAUCCCUCUCAUUCGCAUUGCACUGCCCUCCCAAAACAAAGUCUGUUUUGUUUUUUUUGUCUUCCCAGUUCUAGUAACUGAUAGUGCUAUGCCUCCAGGUACCUGGGCCACAAACUGCUUCCAAAAUGUACUCCACAUUUCUCCUGUUCUUACAGUUCUCUACUGCAACUGUGGUAGUUGUAGAUUUUCCUCUGGACUCCUUGACCAUCUAAUUGGUUUCUGUUUUUACUCUCAUCCUCAAUAAUCUGUUCUUCAGACAACAAAGGGAACUUUUAAAAACAUAGAUGGCAUCUCGUUAUUUUUCUAUUUGAAAUGCUCUAGUGCUUUCUCAGUGCAUUUAGACUAACAUCUAGAUUGUUUUCAUUUUGUUUUGUUUUGCCCUGGCUGGCUUCAAACUUGCCACCCCUGGUGCAUGGGACCAGCAACCAGCGUUCUAACCAUUGAGCUAAGGGCACCCAGCCUAAAGUCUAGAUUCUUUUUUUUUUAGAGACAGAGUCUCACUUUAUUGCCCUUAGUAGAGUGCUGUUGGCAUCACAGCUCACAGCAACCUCCAACUCCUGGGCUUAGGCAAUUCUCUUGCCUCAGUCUUCCGAGUAGCUGGGACUACAGGCUCCCGCCAGAAAGCCCAGCUAUUUUUUUGUUGCAGUUUGGCCAGGGCCAGGUUCGAACCCACCACCCUCAGUAUAUGGGGCCAGCAUCCUACCCACUGAGCCACAAGCGCCACCCUAAAGUCUAGAUUCUUUAUUAGGCCCUAUGAGGCUUUGCAUUAAUUUAGGCCAGCCCACCUUACUGAUAUGUCUUGAACCCACUCUUCCUCAUGUUGACUGCACUCCAGCCUACUGGCCUUCAAUGUGUUCCCCUCUCACCAAGCUUUGUGAGGCCGUAUCCAGGCCUCAGAUGUGCUGUUUCCUCAGCCUGAAGUUUUCUACCCUUAGAUGUCACAGGGCUGACAUUUCAUGGCUUAGGAUCUUCCCAGCACUCCCUUUUGGAGACUUAUAAGCACUGCAUCUAAAAUUAUACCCAUCACUUCACUGUCUGUAACACCAUUUUUUAUGUUUAAUUUUAUUU